Messenger RNA from Pyrenophora tritici-repentis Pt-1C-BFP, 1428 nucleotides. Its product is annotated as aminomethyltransferase related to GcvT. NCBI's taxonomy places the organism in Eukaryota, Fungi, Ascomycota, Dothideomycetes, Pleosporales, Pleosporaceae. The record is from RefSeq and is a predicted model, not a curated record. Gene Ontology annotation, cellular component: mitochondrial matrix. Gene Ontology annotation, molecular function: protein binding. Gene Ontology annotation, biological process: iron-sulfur cluster assembly.
ACAAGCAACCAACACAAUGGCAGCGCUUCCAUUCAGCGCGCCUUUGCGCACUCCGAAAUACAUAUGCGGAACAUGCCGGACGCGUUUACGGUCCUUCCGUACUCCAGCUAUCGUCACACAUCAAACUUUUAGCAGUGCGUCAUCGUCGAAUCGCCAAAUUAUUCACCGGCCUACGUCGCAACAACACCUUCGCAAGCGGGUCGACACCCACCCAGCCAAGAAUGGCUCUCUCUAUCGAUUUCAUAGAACACGCGAGUAUUCGACGACAGGUCCAGCACCCCUACCCGUUACCUCGGGCUUUGCACCACUCCCGCACCGCCGCCUGAUAUCUCUAUCUGGUCCCGACGCGGCCAAGUUCCUCCAAGGUCUCAUAACCAACAACGUCGACCUCAAUCAACCGAAGCCGUUCUAUGCGGCUUUUCUCAAUGCGCAGGGCAGGGUCUUGUGGGACGUCUUCGUAUGGGUAUGGCCAGAGCUUUUGGCGGAGGAGAAACAGUGGACCUGCUACAUCGAAGUGGAUGAGCGCGAAGCCGAGGAACUGAAAAAGCACCUAAAGCGACACAAACUACGCAGCAAAGUGGAAAUAGAGGAUAUAAGCGGGGACGAAGUGUGUGUAUGGGCAGCUUGGGGUUCUGCGGCAGACGCGCGCGUCAACGCCAACGAUACAAUGGUGGAUAUGCAGGACCCACGAGCACCAAACUUCCACCGCUACCUCGCAUACGCAGACGUAAAGGCACUAGUUCCAGGUACGGAGCCGCUGAGCGUUACCGAGUACCAGAUCGAGCGCUACAGGUACGGCAUAGCUGAAGGGCCAGACGAGAUACCCAGAGAGGAUGCGCUACCCAUGGAAUACAACUUUGACCUCUGGCACGGCAUAGACUUCAAAAAAGGAUGCUACGUUGGUCAAGAACUCACCAUUCGUACUAAACACACUGGUGUCGUGCGCAAGCGCGUCUUGCCCAUUACUCUUCAACUUCACCCCCUUGCUGAGCCAGUAGAGAAGAUAAUUGUAGAAUCCGGCAGUGAAAUCAAGACGAUUGAUGAUACACAAAUUGGACUCAAGAGGGGUCGUGCUCGAGGCAAGUUUAUUGCAAAUGUUGGGGAUGUGGGGCUGGCGUUGUGUCGGUUGGAGCAGAUGACCAGUAUGGUGAUUGAUGGGAGCGUGCAUGCGAGGACGCCGGAGAUGCGCUUCGCAUGUUAUACCCAUGAUAGAGAUGUUGUUGAGGUCCAGCCGGUGUUGCAUGAUUGGUUUUUGGAGCGGGAGAAGGAGUUGUGGGACAAGUAUGGGCUGAGGGGUUUGUAGUAUGAUAGUACAUUGUAUAGUCAGUCAUCUUGGAGAUGUAGUGUUUGUCGUUGAAGACGUGCACCUAGGUGACGUAGAAUACUUAAAAGCGACAAUGUGGGCAAACCCCUAUAUUUCAUUCCUAA